UAAACAAUCCAUCUCUUUUAACACUAUGGAAUUGUCAUCAGGAUUUCAUGGAAGGAGCGAGCCUCAUAUUUUCUCAACCUCAGGUGGCAAAGCGAUGGGCAAGCUAAUUGAGGCAACCCAUGAGUUUGCUGGUUUCGAAAUUAACAUGAAACCUGUUCUCGAUAUAGUCGAGGACAUCUUUCGACGAGCAACUCCGGUUGCAUAGGGAGCACUCAAGCAAGUGGAUGAUGCUACGGAUGAAAGGGCUCUCCCUUAUUCUAACCUUGAUGAGUUGAUGGACGUUUUAUCAGUCACUAUAAAUAGAAUUUCCUGCGAGAUAACCUACCGGUUGUCGGUCGGGGAAGAUGCACAUUCGACAACUCUAGCAGUGGCUCAGAUAGUUAAAGGUUACUCGUGGGAUGCAAAGGUUGUGCUAGCCUUGGCGGCAUUUGCAAUGACUUAUGGCGAAUUAUUGCUGGUGAUUCAGCUUUACGCCACUAAUCCACUUGCCAAAGGGGUUGCACUACUCAAACAGUUGCCUGAAGUUCUUGCACGAGCCGAUCUUUUGAAACCGAAGUUCGACAUGCUUGCCAACCUCAUCAAUGCGAUGGUGGUGGUUGCCAAGUGCAUUGUUGAAUUCAAGGAGCUUCCGUCCAAGUACAUUAGUCCUCAAGACCCGGAAUUGUCAUCCGCUAUUGCCGAUAUCCCCUCAGCUGUUUAUUGGACCAUCCGGAGUACGGUUGUUUGCUCGUUACAGAUUAUGAACCUCAUUAACAUGGGCCAUGAGUUCUUACCAUCGACUGCAGAUUCAUGGGAGUUGUCGAGUUUGACACACAAUAUCAAUGGCAUAUACGACGACCUUGUGGAGAAGCUCAAUCAAUGUCGUAAACGCAUUAAUGAACGAAAGGACAUCGAAGCAUUUCAGACGUUGGUCCGCCUCUUUGAAGCAACACAUAUUGAUAAUAUAAAGAUUCUGAAGGCUCUGAUUUACGCCAAGGAUGACCAGCCGCCACUUUGGGAUGGAACUUCCAAGAGAAGGGUUAGUAUUGAAUUGCUGAGGAGAAAGAGUGUGCUAUUACUCAUUUCGGACCUUGAGAUCCCAGACAAAGAGCUUCUUAUUCUCCAACAAAUAUAUAAUGACUCACGAGGGCAAACAGGGGUCGAGAGUCAGUACGAGGUGAUUUGGAUCCCGAUUGUCGAUAGGUCCACUCCGUUUGAUGACAUGAAGAGGAAGCAAUUCGAGUCUGUACAAGCGAUGAUGCCAUGGCACUCGGUAGUUCACCCUUCGAUGAUUCAACCAGCUGUUAUUAGGUACAUCAAAGAGGUGUGGGGGUUCAGCAAGAAGCCUUUGCUAGUGGUGUUGGACCCUCAAGGAAAAGUCGUGAACCAUAAUGCGAUGCAUAUGCUGUUUAUUUGGGGAAGCUCGGCAUACCCUUUCACCAAGCUGAGGGAAGAAGCUCUUUGGAAAGGAGAAACAUGGAGGAUUGAACUCUUGGCAGAUUCCAUUGACCCCAACAUAAACAAUUGGUUAUCAGAAGGGAAAGUCAUUUGCUUGUAUGGUGGAGACGAUUUGGAUUGGAUCCGGAAGUUCACGACAACAGCGAAAGCCGUCGCGAGAGCAGCCAGCAUCGAAUUUGAGAUGCUCUACAUGGGAAAAAGCAACCCGAGAGAGAAAGUCCGAAGAAACAUGACCGCUAUUGAGUUAGAAAAUAUCAGCCAUACAUUGCCAGACAUUUCGUUGGUAUGGUUCUUCUGGGCACGGCUCGAAAGCAUGUGGCACUCGAGAGCUCAGCACGGCAUGACCGUAAAAAAUGACUUAAUUAUGCAAGAGAUUUUGACAAUGCUCGGCUUCGAUGGAAGUGAGCAAGGGUGGGCCGUGAUAAGUAGGGGAACCGAUGAGAUAACAAGGGCUAAGGCGGAUACUGCUUUGAAAAGCCUAGAAGAAUACACGGCAUGGGCGACGGAAUUGGCGGAGAAAGGUUUUGUUCCGGCACUGAAUGAUUACAUCAAAAGUCUUCAAACCGAGCACCAUUGCAACCGCCUGAUACUUCCAGGGAUUAGUGCUGCUGCAAUUGGAAGCAUUAAUGAGAGGGUUGUUUGCGUCGACUGCGGCAAACCGAUGGAAGUACUCCUAAUGUUCCGCUGCUGCACCGAUUAAUGUUUGAGCCAUCGCUGAUGGACAGCGCUCAUCGGAGUCAUCAUGGAGUUGACACAAAUAACUACAUAAGGGAAGCAGCUUUGCUUGAUGCUAUAGUUAGGUUGAUGAAUAAAAUGAUGUGAACUUAGUUAAAGAAUUUUCCA
This is a messenger RNA of Hibiscus syriacus, 2280 nucleotides long. RefSeq names its product protein SIEVE ELEMENT OCCLUSION B-like. Bases 275 to 2137 code for a protein of 620 amino acids. Gene Ontology annotation, biological process: phloem development. The transcript is spliced from 7 exons. The record is from RefSeq and is a predicted model, not a curated record. NCBI's taxonomy places the organism in Eukaryota, Viridiplantae, Streptophyta, Magnoliopsida, Malvales, Malvaceae.